Messenger RNA from Tachyglossus aculeatus (Australian echidna), 4243 nucleotides. RefSeq names its product zinc finger protein 2-like. The record is from RefSeq and is a predicted model, not a curated record. Bases 201 to 2450 code for a protein of 749 amino acids. The transcript has 7 exons. NCBI's taxonomy places the organism in Eukaryota, Metazoa, Chordata, Mammalia, Monotremata, Tachyglossidae. Gene Ontology annotation, biological process: regulation of DNA-templated transcription.
CGUUGGUCCCGUUGGCAGUUGAGGGGGAAGCCUCCCUUCCGCCCAGCUCGGCCGCUGACCCCGGAGACCGGCCCCGGGCGGGAAGUUACACUCUACAUGAUGUUCCUGGAGGAAAUCACAGGGGAAAUGUCCAGUCAUUGAGGGCAGAGACUGGUUGAAGUACACAACAAAGCAGUCCCGAGCUGGAGGGACCAUGGACAAUGACUGCAAAAUCAAGGUGGGUGACGGCUCUGAAGCCCCACGUCUGGGCUCCUAAGGAGCAGGAGCGACUUCUGACAACAAACGUGGAAGAGGACUGGGCCCUGAGGACCGAGUCUGGCCAACAUGGGAAUGGAGAGUUCUGCCGCCGGAACUUCUGGCGGUUCCGCUAUCAGGAAGCAUCCGGGCCCCGGGAGGCUCUAAGCCAACUCCACGAGCUCUGCCUUCAGUGGUUGAUGCCAGAGAAACACACAAAGGAGGAGAUCCUGGAGUUGCUGGUGCUGGAGCAGUUCCUGACCAUCUUGCCUGGAGAGCUCCAGACCUGGGUGCGGAUACAUCGACCACAGAGUGGAGAGGAGGCAGUGACCCUGGUGGAAGAUUUGCAGAGUGAUCUGGAUGGACUGGAACUAUUAGUCCCGGACUGUGUAUCUGGUUGGAAAGUGCUUCCAGAAAAUGCAGUGUCCAUGGGAGUCGCACAAGAGUUUCCCCCUCAAAUUGGCUUCUUACCAGAAGCUCUGCCUGUUCUUCUCCAAGAGGGGAGCCCAUUUGAACAGGCAAUGGCACCUGAACUUCAUAAAACCAGAGCUCAAGGAUUGGUGACAUUUGAAGACGUGGCAGUGACAUUCACCUACCAAGAGGGGCAGCUUCUGGACCUUGCCCAGUGCACCUUGUACCGGGAAACGAUGCUAGAAAAUUAUGAGAACCUCACUUCAUUGGUAGGAUUUGCAGUUGUCAAGCCAGAUGUUAUCUCCCAGCUAGAGGAAAUGAAAAACCCAUGGGACUGUAAUCUUCUACAAACUGUGGAUAGAGAGACCCCAAGAGACUGCUACACAGAUUGUAAAACAGGAACUGAGAUGGAGUCAAUUGGCCUGAAGUAUGAUAUAUGUGAACAAACAGGUUUUCAUGGGCUGCCACUGGAAGGAUACCAACAAAGUAUUCUCAUGUCUUCUUUGGGAGGAGAGGCAUUUGAAUAUAGUAAUAGGUUGGCAAAGCAGAGAAAGGGGAAACAGAAGAAACUUCUUACCCAGAAUAGUGAUUUGAGAAAUGUUGCUGAAAUCCCUAAGAAAACCUCAGAGAAAAGAUCCUAUGUUCAUGGGAAAACCCUCCAAUUAGGGUCCUGCCUUACUGAACCUCAGAGAAUUAAUACUGGAGAGAGACCCUACAACUGUAAUGAAUGUGGGAAGGCCUAUACUAACCCUUCAUCCCUUUGGAGACAUAAGAGAGUCCAUACUGGGAAGGAACCUUUCAAGUGUAAUAAAUGUGGAAAAACCUUUGGGGAAUCUCCCUCCCUAAGAGAACACAAGAAAACUCAUACUGGAGAGAAACUUUACAAAUGCAAUGAGUGUGGGAAAGCUUUUAGUUACUCUUCCUACCUAAGAGUACAUGCGAGAAGUCAUACUGGAGAGAAACCGUACAAAUGUAAUGAAUGUGGGAAAGCAUUCAGGCAUCUUUCAAGCUUUAUUGUUCAUCAGAGAAUUCAUACUGGGGAGAGACCAUACAAGUGUAAUGUAUGUGGGAAGUCAUUUUACAACACUUCGCAUCUAAAAGUACACAACAGAAUUCAUACUGAAGAAAAAUCCCAUAAAUGUAAUGAAUGUGGGAAGGCCUUUGGGAACUCUUCAAGCCUGAGACAACAUAAGAGAGUUCAUACUGCAGAGAAACCGUGCAAAUGUAAUGAAUGUGGGAAAGCCUUCACUCAACGCUCAUACUUGAGCAUUCAUCAGAGAAUUCAUACUGGAGAGAAGCCCUACAAGUGUAAUCAGUGUGGGAAGGCCUAUAUUGACACUUCAUCCCUGUGGAAACAUAAGAGAGUUCAUGAUGUAAAGAAACCAAGCAAAUGUAAUGAAUGUGGAAAAACCUUCACUCAUUGCUCAUAUUUGAGCAUUCAUCAGAGAAUUCAUACUGGAGAGAAACCCUACAAGUGUGGCGAAUGUGGGAAGGCCUUUGUUGACUCUUCAUCCUUAGGUAAACAUAAGAAAGUUCAUACUAAGAAACCUUUCAAGUGUAAUGAAUGUGGGAAAGCCUUUAGGAUCUCUUCCUCCCUAAAAGAACAUAUGAGAACCCAUGCUGGAGAGAAACCCUACAAAUGUAAAGAAUGUGGGAAAGCCUAUAGUUACUCCUCCUGUGUAAGAUUACAUAUGAAAAGUCACACUGGAGAGAAACCAUACAAAUGUAAUGAAUGUGGAAAAGCCUUCAGUCGACUCUCAUACGUAAAUGUCCAUCAGAGAAUUCAUACUGGGGCAAGACCCUAGAAUUGUAAUGAAUGUGGGGAGCUCUUCAAUGAUUCUUCAUCCUUAAAAGUACGUAAGGUAAUUCAUACUGGAGAAAAACCCUUAAAUGUAAUGGAUGUGGGAAGGUCUGUACAGACUCUUCAUCACCAAAGAGCACAAGGACAAUUCAUACUGGAGAGAAAUCCUGUAAGUGUAAUGAAUAUGAGAUAGCUUUCAUUCACCAUCCACAACUUACUGAGCAUGAAAGAGUCAUCAGAGAAUUCAUACCUGAAGGGAAAUUCUAUGAUGAGUAUUUGAAAGGUUAUAGUCCACAUUACCAUUUGUGCAAAUCCAGGUGUAAGCAACAUAUUGACUUGGAAUUCUGUGCAAACUGGGGAAGUCAGACUGAAAAGAAGGGAGAUGGGGAUUCUGCCGAUUUUGCAUAAGCGGAGACUAAAUUAAUUUUCCUCUUCUGGAAACUUCAGAAUUUAAAUAUGUGACCUUCUUUCUGUCUUGCAAUGUAAAGCUAGACCUGCCCAAGCCCUUUACAUAGAAGCUCUAUCUUUUCUUAGUCUUUCUCCCUGAAGUUUCUCAGUUUUCUAAUUUUCCUGCUUCCUUAAGAUGACUUCUGCAUUUCUAUGCCCCACUGCCCUUCAGUGUCCACUGCUGAAAUUUCCAUUUUCCCUUUAACAGCUCCAAUACAGUGGACACAGCCAUUGCAGAACUCAUCACUAGCCCCACUCUCUGCAACUGCAAAGUUGGUAGUGGAGGGAUAGGAUUGGGGUGGGGAAAAGCUCUGGAGCUCUGCAUGUCUUCUUUGUACACUGCAGCUGAGUAAAAUGCCUAUCCUCAGUCCUCCUUUCCCCUCCAUGGCUGAGGAACUCUUUGCCUGCUCCUGUCGUGCCCUCUGAACAUUGGGUCAAGUAGAAAAUGUCACUGCUCUGUUCUCUUGGCCUUUUUUCACUUCCAGAGCCAAGCAACACAUCUGAUAUUUGUAGCCACAUCUCCCCAUUCCCCCUUGGCCUCCAUCGCCAUGGCCGAGCAAAUUAUCUUCCCUCCUCACCAAUCGGGGCUGGCACCAUCUUAUCAAGGAGGCCCCAUCCCGUCCUACUUUACACCACCAAGUGGGAAUGAGAACAGCACCUGCAGCCUGAGGCCUCAUACAACCUCAAAAAGCUAGUGGCCAUGUACACCAUUGCUGUGGGCUUUGAAUCUUGAACAGAAGUUCUUUAAUCACAGCACCCUACUGACUUUUGUUUUAUUUUGUGUAUUGCAUAUGGUUCCAUUAUGGAUCGUCAGAGUGUAAAAUAAUUCUGACAAAGUUAGAUGAAGAGUGUAGUUUGCACAUCAUGCAAACAAUGUGUUAAACAAUGCCCCCCAAUGUAUCUCUUCCUGUGAUCACAGCUAGCCAGACAGAUAUGCUCCAAGUGAAGACCAAAUUUUGACACACCCGCAGGGACCUGGGCAAGAUGUCUUCUAAGAACAGAAUUCAGUGGACCUGUAAUUGGUAGAUUAAGGCCAUUAUGUGGAAUAAGCUUGAUGUAACAGUGAACAAGCAUAGUAUAAAGGAUUGGGGGAAACACCUUGUCCGAAGGGAUGACAGGUAGGAGGAGUUCUUAUAGCCAGGGAUGCUCAUGCUGGUCUUGGCCCAUACUUGGACCGAACACUGACAGAGAUUAAUCAUCUCAUAAAAGGAGAAAUUCUUAACACCCAUUGGGUUGAAGGGCUUAAACUGUGUCAGAGAUCAUCACCCUUGGGUUAGAGGGCUUAAUGGAAGCAGGAUACUUUACUCUUAAUGUUUUGUGAAUGCUAAUAAAGUUACCUGGGCAGCCUAA